This is a messenger RNA of Hyposmocoma kahamanoa, 3283 nucleotides long. Its product is annotated as cytochrome P450 CYP12A2-like. The record is from RefSeq and is a predicted model, not a curated record. The coding region runs from base 203 to 1732 and encodes 509 amino acids. The transcript is spliced from 11 exons. Lineage: Eukaryota; Metazoa; Arthropoda; Insecta; Lepidoptera; Cosmopterigidae. Gene Ontology annotation, molecular function: oxidoreductase activity, acting on paired donors, with incorporation or reduction of molecular oxygen; iron ion binding; monooxygenase activity.
ACUAUGAUCCUCAUAAGUUCCAUUUCUAGCGAGAAGCCAUGCACCAGUAAAUGUUUUAAUAUGAUGUGUAGUAUAAAUACCGUUCAAUUGAAAUAUUAAAUAGUGCAGUGGCGAAGCAACUCAGCACGAAAAUAUAGAACUAGAGAGAGUGUAUAUUAAGUGAAAUAAAGCCAUCAAUUGAAAUGUUAAAUUCGUAAUCAACAUGCAAUCUAAUAAAUUGAAAACUGUCCUCAAACUAAAUGUACUACAAUGGAAUUUUAUACGACCUGCAGCAGUAAAGAGCGCUUCUGUGAAUAUAACAGACGAGGUGCAAGCGUCGGUGAAGUCAUGGAAGGAAAUCCCUGGACCGUCAUCAUUGCCCAUCAUUGGGCCGAUGCAGCAUUUUUUGCCGGGAAAAGCUUUAUCAGACUUCAAUGUUUUUCACGAUGUUUUAUAUAAAACUUACGGACCAAUCGUCAGACUGGAGUCAGUAUUGGGAAGUUUACCCCAUAUCUUCCUUUUUGACCCUGAAUCAUGUGCUCAGGUACUCCGUGGUGAGAAUUGGAUGCCAAAGCGUCCUGGAUUCGAUUCCCUAGAAUAUUACAGGAAAAAGUAUAAGAAGACUCCUGAGGAGCAGCAAAAGCUGAGCGGACUUAUUACUGACCACGGUGAGAACUGGAAGGAAUUCCGGUCUGCCAUCAAUCCGGUGAUGAUGCAGCCGAAAAUAAUCAAACUUUACAGCACGGUACUGGAUGAAGUAGCCGAUGAUAUGGUUAAGAGGAUGAGGUCAAUUAGAGACGAAGACAAUAAGAUUAAUGGAGAUUUUGAUGUAGAAAUGAAUCUUUGGGCAUUGGAAUCUAUAGGAGUUGUGGCUUUAGGAGGACGUCUCAGAUGUUUCGAUCGAGAUUUAGCAGAAGAUUCCCCGGAAAGACGUUUAAUACAAUGUGUCCAUAACCUAUUUAUAAUGAUGUAUGAAUUGGAUUUUAAGCCAAGUUUGUGGAGAUACUUUCCUACAAAGCUUUUCAAGAAAGCCAUGGUUUUGUAUAAAGAACAAGAAGAUUUAACGAAAUACUUUAUUCGCAAAGCGAGAAAGGAUUUGGAACAGAAUAAGAAAUCAGAUUCAGAAAAAGCGGUACUGGAGAAACUUCUUGAGAUCAACGAAGACAUAGCUGUCAUUAUGGCCUGUGAUAUGCUGUUCGCUGGAGUCGAUACGGCGGCAAACACAAUCACAGCAGUACUGUACCUCCUCGCAAAUAACCAAGAUAAACAGGAUAAGUUAAGAGAACUAUUAAAAACAAAAGAUUCAGACGAAACAAUUAGAUAUGUGAAAGCAUGUAUUAAGGAAGGAUUACGAAUUAUGCCUGUUGUAUCCGGUAAUGCAAGACAAACGAGUAAAGAUUACGAUAUUCUGGGUUACAGGAUACCUAAAGGGAUGAACGUCGUUUUCUCUCAUCAGUAUAUGUCGAUUAUGGAAAGUCAGUUUCCAAAACCAAAGGAAUAUGUACCUGAACGAUGGUUGGAUAAGGAACAUCCCCUUUAUCAUGGAAAAGCACAUCCGUUUUCCUAUAGUCCUUUCGGAUUUGGAGUAAGAAUGUGUGCUGGUCGCAGAAUUGCAGAGUUGGAGCUGGAAACUUUUCUUGCCAAAGUAGUCCAGAAUUUCAAAGUAGAAUGGUUUGGGGAGCCGCCUAAAAUAGACGUGCGUUCCUUGAACUAUAUUAAGGGACCGUUCAAUUUUAGAUUUAAGGACAUAUAAAACUACUGUAAGGGACGUUCAUAAACGGUACUUGUAAUUUUUAUAAUAACAAUUGUAAAGUAUUUCAUUUUUUACCCUUAUGAAACUAUAUUUGAAAACUACUCAGUUCAACUACUACGUUUGUACGAAGUUACAGUACAAGUAAAGUAACUUCAUACAAACGAAGCAGAUUGUAUAUGUGCAAUGUCGCCGCUCGUUGUAUACGAACGCAUACAUUCACAUAAGCUCGAGGUGCGCUCGCGUUGCAUAGCGCGGGUUGUCGCAGGCAACGUUUAUUUUAAACGCGUUAAAAAAAUGACGUCAGAUAAUAAGCGUGUUUAUUGUUGUGCUUAUAAUCGCUUGAGCAAAAAUGCCUCAGACUCUCAGAAAUGGCCAGCAUUUAAUUUGUAUUUCGUAAUAAAAAUACCAAUCCCCGACCCUGGUAUAAAAAUAUCAAUAGCGGGUUUUACACAGACACUCUAUCGCACGAGGUACAGCAUUCGCGCGAUUGAGCAUACGUGUAAAGACGAUGGAAGUAAAAGGGAAAGAUCGCGCGAUUGCGCUCUUCAGUCGCAUACUCUAACACUUGCCACUUUCACGCGGUCUAUCUUGCGCUAUUAGCCUUUACACGGACGCUAUUUCCGUUACAACAAAAACGAACACGAGCUUUACGCGCGGAAGAACGUUAGCUUAAAACAUUUUAAACCAGAUAAUCGCGCACGAUUGCGUAUGCAAGGUUUGCCGCGCGCUCUCCUGUACACUCCUGAUUACGCACGAUAGAGUGACUGUAUAAACUGGGCUAAUACGUAAGUAAUGCAUUUAACAAAGAUUAUUUUAAUAUAGCAUGAGAAUACUGUGAUUGAAUACUUAUUUUUUUUUAAUUACAGUUACAGCUUAUAGGUACAACUAAAAUAAUAAUGUGACAACCCUACGCUCCGAGUGAAGUGUGAAGGUAUAGGCACUACCGUGACUUAUUAUAUUAUAGUCAAAUAGUGUUGGUAAUAUAAAAGUAACUGGAUGUAUGUAUGUGUGAUACUAAAUAAUGCAUAGUGCAAGAAAUCAAUGUUAGGAAUCAUACUACUAUGUUUAUAGUACAUUAUGUUACAAGGGCGGUAUGUGUCUAAUUACGAACAUACGGACAUUUAAAGCCUGAACCUAAGGCAAAGUCUAACCCGAAUCAUUUUUAAGUGCUGUGUGGCAUACAGUAUUUCCUCACACUUGCGAGGAAGCUGAAGGAACAAAAUAGACUUCAUAAUUGUUAUAGUUUUAUUAUAUUUAUAAACUUUUUAGUACAUGUAAGUGUAAUAUGAAACUAAAGGAUUUUUGAGCAUAAAAACUUUUUGGUUUUACGUAUGAAGAAAAUGUACCUAUAGUCUUUUAGAUUUUUUAAUGCCAUGGUAUUUAUGAGUACGCAUCUUAUAAAUAUGAUAAAUUAAAUGAAUACUGUAUUUAUAUUACUUUUUUACAAAACUGUAUUUAUAUUACUUUUUUACAAAUGUAACGAAAAAUCCACUGCAGUUUUGCUCGCGGUUUACUUCGAGGUUUUUGAACCCAUUACAAAAUGUCGUUAUU